GAAAGCCGGUUUAGUGCAAACUCUGAGUAGGUAUAUCCUGAGUUAACGAAAACUCUGGGUUUUCGGUUUCACAAAGCGAGUUUAGAUUAAUUCUGAGUGAGUUACUAUGACGACACACUCCGUGAAGCUAACCUGCCCCCUAGCAGGUUUACUUCAACUAACCCUGACUGUCUCCGCCUCUUUGUCGGAAAUCUGACUGUAGGAAGUGUCAGACAUGGCGUGCCCCUUCCUUGAAGAGCCAGUAGAUGUUGAAGCCCAAAUUCUCCGCAGAGCUCUCCGCCGGGAGAGAGUGAUUAGAGCGCGUUUGGACAUUUUAUCAGGUUCAAAAAUAUUGAGGGGGAAUCUAAAAAUAAGCACAGAUCCAGCCGGGUGGAUAAAAAUGACAAAAACAACACUUCGUUCCCAACAUUUUCUGUGUGAACGUUACCGUUUUUCAGCACAAUCUAUAAUUUAUUUGAAUAACAUCCUCGGGCCUUAUAUUGCUCAUGUGACACAUCACGGACAUUCUCUCAGUUCUGUACAUAUUAUUUGUAUUGCACUUCGUUUUUUUGCAAACGGGAGCUUUCUGUAUAAUAUUGGUGAUGCUGAGCACGUUUCCAAGGCUACCGUCUGUCGGGCAGUCAGGAAUGUUACAGUUGCACUGAAACGUCUCCUGUACUCGUUUGUGGUGUUCCCCGGUCAUAGACCCACAAGAUUUAUUUCAGAGGGAUUCCACAAAAUUGCAGGGUUCCCAGGCGUGAUUGGCUGUAUAGAUGGCACUCACAUUCCAAUCAUUGCUCCUUCAGUAAAUGAAGGAGACUAUGUGAACAGGAAGUCUUUCCACAGCAUUAAUGUACAGAUCAUAUGUGAUGCUGCCAACAUUAUCACAAAUGUGGAAGCCAAGUGGCCAGGCUCUGUUCAUGACUCACGAAUUUUUCGUGAAUGUACACUGAGCACAAAAUUUGGACAUGGAGAGUUCACUGGCUACUUGCUUGGUGAUAGGGGGUAUCCAUGUUUACCCUAUUUGCUUACCCCUUACCCUGAGCCUGAACCGGGCCCACAGCAGCGAUAUAAUCUGGCUCAUUGCAGGACAAGAGCCAGAGUUGAAAUGACUAUCGGAAUGCUUAAGGCCCGGUUCCAGUGCCUUCAAAGACUCAGGGUCACCCCAGAAAGGGCAUGUGACAUUAUUGUGGCAUGUGUGAUUCUUCACAACAUUGCCACAAUUAGAGGAGAACACUGUCCUUCUGAACCAAACAUCAGCAGUGAUCCAAACCAUGAACAUCCUGACCCUCCUAUGGACAUACAAGAUGGAAGAGCAGUCAGAGACACCAUAUGUCACAAUCAUUUCCUUUGACCCAUCACCUCAACAUGUUGAAAGAAGAAUAAACAGAUUUUUUGUUCAACUGGC
Molecule: messenger RNA, 1387 nt
Organism: Oreochromis niloticus (Nile tilapia)
Lineage: Eukaryota; Metazoa; Chordata; Actinopteri; Cichliformes; Cichlidae
Product: putative nuclease HARBI1
Exons: 5
Coding region: 215-1333 (372 amino acids)
Source: RefSeq, a predicted model, not a curated record